This is a messenger RNA of Pleurotus ostreatus (oyster mushroom), 1353 nucleotides long. RefSeq lists its product as uncharacterized. The record is from RefSeq and is a predicted model, not a curated record. The transcript has 10 exons. Gene Ontology annotation, biological process: intracellular zinc ion homeostasis; zinc ion transmembrane transport. Gene Ontology annotation, molecular function: zinc ion transmembrane transporter activity. Bases 1 to 1353 code for a protein of 450 amino acids. Gene Ontology annotation, cellular component: membrane. Lineage: Eukaryota; Fungi; Basidiomycota; Agaricomycetes; Agaricales; Pleurotaceae.
AUGGGAAUGUCACGUUCAGCGAGGAUAACUCUUCUCCUCAUCAUUGAUGUUAUCUUCUUCUGGGUCGAACUCAUCGUUGGUUAUGCGGUCGGCUCGCUUGCACUAGUAGCUGACAGCUUCCACAUGCUCAACGAUGUAAUGAGCUUAGUGGUCGCACUCUAUGCAAUCAAGUUGACAGCACAGGGCUCAACGGACUCGCGAUAUUCGUAUGGGUGGCACCGCGCUGAAAUCCUCGCCGCUUUGAUUAAUGGAGUUUUCCUCCUUGCACUAUGCUUCUCCAUUUCCCUCGAAGCUAUAGAACGCUUCUUCUCAACCCCUGAAAUCUCCAAUCCUCGCCUCGUAGUCAUCGUCGGUUCUCUCGGCCUAGCGUCGAACAUUGUUGGAUUGUUCCUAUUCCAUGAACACGGUCAUUCACACAGUCACCCCACUCCUUCCACGCCUAGCAGACUUCCAAAACGCAAGCACACUCGUUCGCGAACAGAAUCAUAUUCCUCCUUGUAUGGCCACCCCGCAGCCACCCGUGCUUCCUUGGUCCAGACCGCGAACAAUAUCGCAUACACACGUUCCCCCUCACCUUCGCGGACCAGACUCUCGCUUGAUACCGAAGGCAUGCGUCGGAAUGCUCUAUCAACCGAUGAUAUACCAGUCAUCGCAGAAGCUGAUAGCAGCGAGAACCUCCUAGCUUCCCCUGCGAUCCACGAUUCAGAGGAUACUCCUUUACUCGACUCGGACUCCGUUGACGAUGAUUACCAUCACCAUUCCCAUGGCGGACACUCACAUGCAGGCUCAAUGAACAUGCGUGCUCUGCUGCUUCACGUCCUUGGUGAUGCCCUCGGGAACGUCGGCGUGAUCGCGACCGGCCUAGUCAUCUGGCUAACCGAAUGGAGCUUCAAAUUCUACUUCGACCCCAUAAUCAGUUUAGUGAUCACAAUUAUUAUAUUCUCUUCCGCGCUUCCAUUGGUGCGAAGCACGUCAUUCAUUCUCCUCCAAGGUGUUCCUUCCACCAUCUCGGUUGAGCAAGUUCGCGCGUCGAUACUGAACGUCGAGGGGGUCCUAUCACUCCAUGAGUUGCAUAUCUGGCAACUUUCGGAAACCAAGAUAGUCGCUUCAGUGCACGUCCUGACGUCCCGCAACCAUGAUUUCAUGCCAGUCGCGGUGAAUAUCAGAAAAGUAUUGCAUCAUCAUGGUAUCCACUCGAGUACCAUCCAACCCGAGUACCACCAUCCCAGAACAACCAUUCCGGAAGAAAAUCUCAAAACUAGCGCAGAUACUUCUUGUUUGAUUUUGUGCCCUCCUGACGAGGAAUGUACACACGAAAAUGCCUGCUGCCCUCCACCUCCAGUUGAUGUGUGA